Hemicordylus capensis (graceful crag lizard) is the source of this 7769-nucleotide messenger RNA. It is a transcript of the gene GPR180, whose product is annotated as G protein-coupled receptor 180. Gene Ontology annotation, biological process: G protein-coupled receptor signaling pathway; response to pheromone. The coding region runs from base 253 to 1587 and encodes 444 amino acids. NCBI's taxonomy places the organism in Eukaryota, Metazoa, Chordata, Lepidosauria, Squamata, Cordylidae. The record is from RefSeq and is a predicted model, not a curated record. The transcript has 9 exons.
CGAAAUGUCCUGCGCGAGGCGGGCCAAAGAAACGCGUGUCCCCGCCUAACUCAGCCAGCCUCGCCCUCUGUCCCCACCCCACUCCCUUUUUCAGGGCAACGAUUGGCUAUUCUUCCGUUCAGCCCAGUUUCCAUUCGUUGAUCCCUCUGCCCACUUCCCAAUCUCUCUCCGCUUCGGUAAAGCUGUGGACGUGGUAGGGGAACAGGGGAUGGCGAGAGGGUGACUGAGGUGGCUGCGCUGCGGGGAGGAACAAUGGGGCGGGAGUCGUGGCUGCUGUGGUGGCUCAGCCUGUGGAGCAGCGCCUGCCUCUGGCUCCGGGCAGCCCAAGCGAAGACCGUCCAAGGGGGCUUCUCCAGCGCCGCUGCCAGGGCCGGCGGCGGUCAGGUGGUGGCUCAGUUCCAGUUCCAUGGUGAUUGUGCUCUUCUGUAUGUCAGAAUCAACAAUGUAGCAACAGCUAUUGGAAAAGAAGCCAAACUUCACCUGUUUCAAGCUCAGGCAUGGCUAAAGCUUCAAGAAAGCCCUCAAGAAUACAACUGUGUGCAGAAAUUGUCCAAAGCUCCGUUGACAAUGAACAUGAACUGCACAGAACAAAAUUUGACAGUGUCCCAGGUUCCAUACCCAGAUACAUGGUAUGUGUUUUAUGUCGACAAGUUUACCUGUGAGAAGAAUUAUGAAAACUCUGAAUCCGAGGAUGUUCAGUUUGAAAUGGUGUUACUAAACCCAGAUACAGAAGGGAAUCCAUUAGAUCACUUUAGUGCAGGGGAAUCAGGCCUACAUGAAUUCUUCUUCCUGCUUGUCCUGGCAUAUUUUGUUGCUGCCUGCAUAUAUGCUCAAUCACUGUGGCAAACCAUUAAGAAAGGAGGGCCUAUGAACACAGUGUUAAAGGUUCUAUCAACUGUUUUGCUGUUGCAGGCUGCUUCAGCAUUUGCAAACUACCUGCAUUUUUCAAGUUACUCUAAAAAUGGAGUAGGGGCACCUUUUAUGGGAAGCCUUGGAGAGUUGUGUGACAUAGUUUCUCAGAUGCAGAUGCUAUACCUACUACUGAGUUUGUGUAUGGGAUGGACAAUCGGCAGAAUGAAGAAAUCUCAGAGCAAGCCUCUCCAGUGGGAUUCUACUCCAACCUCCACUGCCAUUGCCAUAGCUGUUGUUGUAGCACAGAGUAUUUUACUAAUUUGGGAGCAGUUUGAAGAUACUAAUCACCAUAGUUACCACACACACCAGAGCUUAGCAGGUGGACUUCUCAUUGGCUUGAGAAUUUGCCUAGCUCUGUCACUAGGCUGUGGUCUUUACCAGAUCAUCCGAACUGAGAGAAGUACACUGAAAAGGGAAUUCUAUAUUACCUUUACAAAGGGCUGUAUUCUGUGGUUUUUAUGUCAUCCUAGUCUUGUGUCCAUUUCUCUAAUAUUUAGAGACUACCAGAGAGAGAAGAUCAUAACCAUAGGCGUUGUACUUUGCCAGUUGUUCUCCAUGGUCCUCCUGUACCGACUUUUUGUUUCCCACAGUCUAUAUUGGGAAGUGUCUUCGCUCUCAUCAGUAACAUUGCCACUUACUGUAGCAUCUGGACAUAAAAGCCGGCAUCACUUCUGAGAUGUUUCUGGGAAAUUCAUUGACAAAGGUGCAAUAAAGAAAAUACUUGAGAAUUAUGCAUCUGUUUCAGCAGUAAAUACACUACAGAGGUUUUCCUGAAAAUGUUUACUCAAAAUACAGCAUUUCACAGUUGGAUCUGAACAAGUAUAGAUCUGAGGUAACCUUUAUCAAAUGUAGUGACAAGCAAAGAUGUUGGUUUUGUUAUUUUGGACAUAGAUAAAGCAAAUUCUUAGCCACAAUAUUUUCACUCCAAAACUUCCUCAUCUUAUAAAGUCCAAAUUUCAAUAAUGACAAGCUUAAACUGACAGUUUUGUAAUUAAAAUAAUGUAUUGGUUUGAGGUUACUUCUUCGUGUAUUCUUUGAAACAAACUAUAAUGUGUGCAUAAGUUAAAAAGGGAAAUUGUAAUAGCUCCAGGAAACCAGUGUAAAAUGUUUACAGAAAACUGUAGUUCUCAUUUAUUUGGGGGUGGGUUUUACCAGGAGAGAGAAAAGCACUUUCUUGCCUUGAGAUCUGGAAAGUAGUUCAGAUUUCAGCUUGAUCACCAGUGGCUUCUUACAUUCUAUAUUUCUGAUAAAUGUUACAAGAGCAGAGGAGUGAUGGGCUAACUACAGCAGAUUCUUUUUUUUUUUUAAGAAACUGCAACAUGAUAAAAACAGCAGGCUUGUGUCUCUUAAACUGAGGGUGGAAAUGGAAUAUGUGAUGCAGUACUAGAAUUUUAAUCCUGAUAUAAUUCAUUACUUUUACAUUGAGGAUUCAAUCAUAAUUAAGCCAUAUACACAGAUUAAAUUAACAGAAGCAUUUCAAAUAAAUGUUAGUUUCAGUCAUCAACUACCCAUGAAUUCCUGCCCAAGGAUACUUAAUCAGGAUUAAAUUUUCUAUGAAUAAUUGAAAAACAAAAUACUCACUGGAUUUGUUAUAAUCCAUGUUGGCAUUAGGUUCUAAGUAGUUGCCAUCUCCCACCCAUUGUAGCUGAACCAUGCUUUCAAAUGAUGCCUAGCAUUCAAACUGCCAUUGUAAAUAUAUACUUUAUUGAAGUGCCUAUUUAUUGAGCCAGAUUAAAAUCAGAUGGACAUUUUUGUUAUAUAAAAUAAACAUUCCUGUUAAGUAACUGGCUUUUAUUCAAUGCUUUUGCAUAUUUUUAAAACCACAUUUGUAAUGGGUGUGUUGGAGCAAAUGUGAGGCUAGUUUUAAAAUGUAUUACUGUAUGUUCACAUUUUCUCUCUCUUACAGACACAAGACUGUGCUUAUUCUGUGUUUAUACUGUCAUGAGAAGCAGGCGUGAAAGCUGAUUGAUUCAUGCUUAUUUGCUCUUCCUGCUUGCUCUGAGGCAAUGCACAGUGUUGAUCCAAUUGCCAGAAAAAAAGGAGGGCAUACAAAACUCAUGUUACCUACUUAUCCUACAUUCCCAUUUCUGUCCUUCACACUCGGACUGGCACCAUUGGGAAUAUAACUACUGUAGACUUAUUCUCAAAGCACUUGGUCUGCGGGGUGGGGGGCGGGUGGAUCCUUUAGGAAGCCUGCGGCUGCAGUCCUGAAACUGCACAAGCUUGAACACAAUUUUAGGAAUGCAGCCUUGAGAAUCACAGACAAUAGUCUUCAAAAGCACCAGUACAAGAACUAUCAGCACUAAAGCUGAUAGAGUGCUUUGAGAAUCAGUCCCAAUAUUUAAUUUUAAGUUUAUAGGUCCCACAAAUAUUUGCAUCUGACUAAGGCACAGAGCAGCCUGACAAAAAUCAUUCAUUAAAUAAACUCAUUCAUUACUCUUUGUAAUUCUGGAUAAGAAUAGCAAGUUGAGGCUUGAAAGACUGAGAUCAUAUAAUUUUAUGCCAUCGGCAGAAUUAAUGCAAAAUUAAUUUUUGCAUUUCUCUGUUAACCACAUCAAAAUAUGUUUUGGUUAAAGUUGUGUUUAUCUCUGUGCUCAUAUUCAUAAUAGGAAAAGUGCACAAGCGUAAUACUACAGGAAAAAAUCAAUCUUAAUUUCCUGUCAAAUGAACACUUACACAGACAAUGUUUGUUCCGGAAGUCAAGAAUUGGGCCUGUUGUAUCUUGCUUGAUAAAAGCUGUGUGUGUUCAGAAAAAUUGCUCUAAACUCUCAAAAGGAACACAUGGAGUCUUGCACUAUUCAGGCAGUGUGAUUGCUUUUUUCAUGUGGUUGGCUUCCAUACUGCACUAGUAACAUUUGAAAAGGGAAACCAUGCGGGAUGGGCAGACCUUCACCAUGGCCUGUGAUGCUGCCAUGUUAAAUAUUAGUAGUGGCAGGGGAGAAUCCUAUUACACGGAUGCAGCAACCAUGCUGCUGCACCGGUAACUCUGCCCUUAGUAUUAUCAUUACUAGAUAUAGUGGGACUCCUACUAAUGAAUAGGAUGAUACAGUGGGCAUCCUGAUUAGUUAGUCAUGACUAAGCACCACUAAAUUAAGAGACAAAUAAAUAACUACUAACGCAAGUCCAAUUAAUUUCAGUGGGACUUAGUCAUGACUAACUUAUAAUGCUGCACAGUGGUUCUAAUAAUGCAAAUAUUAGAGAUAUAAUAAUCCACAGAUCUGGAAGUGAUCCAUUGUCAUAAUGAGAAAUGGGUUACUGCACCUGUGCAGGGACCUUCCAGAUCGAUUAAUUGGCUCCUCUCAGGGAGGUGCCCCUCCCUGUCGUGCACGUGCUCAGUGCCUUCCUUUUAUUUGGCAGCAGGACGCCAUUUUGAUUCAGUUUCUUUUCAAUCAUUGAUGCAUUGAGACCUUCGGGUUGUUGCUUCUCAAUGAUUAGAAAAGAAAACUUUAUUUGAUUGGAUUAGACUGUGUUUUUUGACCUACAGACUGUGAGUUUACUAUUUGUUGGGUUUUGGAUGUUGGACUUGGUUGUUUGGAUUUCUAAGGCUUUGCCGUUAGAAUGGAGGGAGCAGAGAGGAAAAGACUACUUUCAAAUGUUGCUCUCAAUGUAGAGCAAAAUUGCCUUCUACUGAUGAACAUGACCUGUGCCUGUUGUGUUUGGGUAAACAGCAUGUCCCUGCCACAUAUAGGAUUUGCAAAUGGUUUUCAAAACAAACUUUCAAAAAUUGAUUGCACCUCAGAGUGGCUUUGUAUGGCAAUGUGCUGUGUCCGACACCAAGACCGGAGUUGACAUCGAGAUCGACAUCUAUGGGCUCGGCAGCAAAGUCGACAUUGACUGUUACGAUGUCAGAGUCAGGGUCUGUGCGUGCACAGUCUAAAACCCUGGUGAGUGACCCAGAAGAGAUCAUCUUCAAAAAGCCGAGGAGCUCCGAUGCCAGACAUAAGAAACAUAAACGGCAUCGAGUCUCUUCUAACACCAACUCUCCACCUCCAAAGAAAUAUAAAUCGAAGACUCCACAUCCAUCAAGAUCGAGGACUCCCUCUCCUAUGUCGAUUCAAUGUUGAGAUUAGUCUACAUCGAUGGAUUCUUCAUUACCGAACCCUUCAACAUUGAAGACUUCUCUACUCUCCACUGGCCCUCUAAUGUGUCCAACGUUGAUCAUGUCGAUGUUGGCGUCGACAUCAAUGCUGACCCUGAUACCAAGCGUGUCAUAUCGAUGGCUGAUGACAAACAUAGAUUGACUCAACGGAAUGUUCAGAGUUCACCAUUGGCAACAGUGUCUCCUCAUUCCUACAAGUCUCAUCUCCAGUGUGGACACCGGUGAGGUCUCCUCCGCUGUUUUUUUACAAUACUGAUGAUACCUUCUUAGAUCAGAGCACUGCAAUGUUGCUAAUGAGUAUGUUGGACUCUGCCACCAGCGCUCCUUCAGGUUCCACAUUUUGGGGUUCCUGAAUGGCAGCUUGGAUAUUGAUGUUGAUGCUGAUGGAGACUCAACUCCUAAAACUCCAUCCAUGUCACCUUUUGCAAGUUCUACGACCUGAACAGGUCUCUCCUCUUUCCAACCAGUACGACCUGCUACACUGAUGGCCACUUUGCCGGUUACUACCACUGCGACUCUCUGGAGGCUGUCCUCUACGUUUGUCCCUUUACAAUCUUUAGCGCCGCAAAGGGACCCUACACGUGUGUGAUUUUAGACACACAAUGCCUCUGUGCAACUCAACUGGACUUUGCAGAAUUUCAGUUAUGGAGGGUGCAGCAUAUGCUAUAAGGCCAUAUUGCACAACAACUACUUGACUCUGUACAGCAAUAUGUGCUGCCUCCCACCACCCCGUUCUAUGGCUGUGGCAUCUGUGAGGGUGAGCCGGGGGUUCAGACUACACUCUUUCCGGUUGAUGUGCCUGUUGCGCCUGUGGCACUGUCCUUACCUCAGCGUCCAAUAACGCCACCUCCUGCUGGCAAUAGUGCGCACCUGCCCCCACCUGCACACCCGGUGGGUGCCCCAGUAUCUGUUCCGGAGGUGGUUUGACAACUAUAAUCCAACGGUCUAACAACUCUUACAGUUCCUCCGAUUUUGUUGGAGCUGAGCACAGAUAGUGAAGGGGGAAUUCCAGACCAUCCUUCAGACCCACCCUCAGACGUACCCCUGAAACCUUCCACCUCACCUAAUGAGGAAUUGAAAUCAUACACUAAGAUGAUACAGCAAAUGGCUGAGUUCCUAGGUCUAGAGAUAAAAUGUCCUGCUCUAGACCUUGAGGAUCCUGUUUACAAGAUGAUGGCCACAGUACAAUCGACACAACCUGUUGCCUUGCUCAUGUUACCAGUUAUCACUAAAGUGGCUAAGACAGCAUGAGAAGUCUUGCAAACUUCUACCCCAACUUCCAAGUGUCUAGAGAAUUUGUACCACAUCCAAGAGAAGGAGAAUGCUUACCUUUUUAAAGCAUCCAAUUCUGAACUCGUUAGUAAUAGACUGCACAGCCUCAUCCAAAUUGGGCCACCAUCAUUCAACCCCUUCCGAUAAAGAGGGUAGAAAGCUGGACAUUUUUGGCUGCCAUGUUUACUCAACUGCGAGCCUGUCUAUUCAUAUUGCAAAUUAUGUGGCCUGUAUGGCCCAUUACAAUUAUUGCCUGUAGGGACUCCUUACAGAAGGAGCUCUCCUCGCUGAAACCAGAGGACUUUGUCUAAAUAUGAGGAGAUGAUUAACAAAUCAGCUGAACUUACCAGACAGCAGCUAAGUACAUUUAAACACUUGGCAGAAACUGAAUCUAGAGCAAUGACCACUGCAGUUUCAGGUGCCAUGCCUGGUUACAUUCUUCGACCCUGCAGAAUGACAUGAGAGAUCACAUUGAAAAUCUGCUGUUCAGUGGCAAAGAUCUCAGUGAGACAACAGAGUCUACGAUGGAGACUUUAAAGAAAUCGAAGUUUACCACAAAGAGCGUUUCAUCUACUAUGACGACUACUCAAUGCUCUUCUUUCUACCAGAACUUCAAUCGACAACGUUCUCGCUUCCGGUAUCAAGACCAUAAAGAUUAUAAGAAACAAUACAAGCCAUACUACAAAAAGGGCUUUGGACAGAAGAACAAAAAUCAAGGACCCUGUGCUAGAAAAUAUGCCUCCAAGCAGUCCCUUUGAUUCCCAAGAUCAUUCCCUGCACAUACCAUCAUCGCCUGCUGGAGUUUUGAACACUGAAGUACUGCUAUCAGUGGCAUGCCUGUAAUAUCUCCUCCUUUGCCACUCUGUGUCAUCGGACCAGCCAAUCAUGCUUUAGCAUGGCAUCAGAUGACAUCAGACCAGUGGGUCUUAAGAACUAUCAAUAUGUGUUAAGCAAUUUAGUUCAAAACUUUGCCAGAUUUCAAGGACAUGAAGAUCACUCCCCCAGCACUCGCCUUGUGGGAUGCUGCAAGGAAUUCUUCCACUUCUCGCCAAAGAGAAGGGGUUGUUGCCCGCUUGACAAGGACAUCUGAGGAGGCCCUGCUCCGGGUGCCGACAAUGAGAGAGGCCCGGCUGUCGUGCACUCGGAACAGGGCCUUCUCUGUUGCUGCUCCCAGACUUUGGAAUGCUCUCCCAGUGGCCAUUCGCUCCUCGGACUCCAUCAUGGCUUUUAGAAAGCUUGUUAAAACUUGGCUUUUUACCCAGGCUUUUACAUAAUCGUUUUUACUGCUGCUUCUGUGUGUUUUUGCCUGUUGUAUUGUUUUUAUGCCUGUAUUUCAUAUGUUUUUAUAUUUUUAGCUUGAUGUUUUUAUUGCCUUUUUAUUGUAUGUUUUAAUUUUUGUAAAUCGCCUUGGGGUUGUCUUUUAACGAAAGGCAGUAUAUAAAUGCAUCAAUCAAUCAAUCAAUCAAUAAAGAGAAGUAACUUGCUA